UUACUCGGACUCGGCCGCUCGAGCGAAACGGCAGGAGCAGCGCCGUCUAGAAGAAGAGCAGAAGGUUCGUGAGUUGCAGGAAGAGGCAACUCGACAGGCUACCACCAAGCGGCGACCGACUCAGCGACCAAGGCAGCUCAGCGGGGACGGGCACAGCAUUUUCCAGCAGACGGCUAGGCCAGGACGAGU
Molecule: messenger RNA, 189 nt
Organism: Perkinsus marinus ATCC 50983
Lineage: Eukaryota; Perkinsozoa; Perkinsida; Perkinsidae
Exons: 1
Source: RefSeq, a predicted model, not a curated record